AAUAAUGAAUAAAACCGAGGUCCUUCUAGCAUUUUACAAACUUUUGCCUAAUGGCAAGAAAGGGAUUCCGUCACUUUUAGUGAAAAAUAUAACGCACCGUAACGCUUCAUACGAGUAUGCACGAAAUAUUCCGGACAAUAAAUGAACAGUUCCAGUUACUGCACUGUUUUUGCAAAAAAAAAAAUAAUUUCGGAUUUAAAUGACGAUCGAAAUUAUGUAACCCUUACAGAACCCAAAUGAUUGAACAUUAUUAAAACCGACCCAAGCAAUUCAUAUUCUGCUAUUAUCAACGCAUCCCCUGGCAUUUGCCCAUCUCCGUUGUCUUUAUAGCCAAAGCGGUAAACGCACGGGUAUUCAGAAAGACUUUGCCAAGGAUGACGGCUUCGAUUCCCGGUUGAUCCAGGAACUUUUCGCAAAGGAACUUUCCUGGACUUCCUUCCUUCUAGUAUCUUCUUGCCUGCCACACUCAGCCAAAUAACCUUAAGAUUUCCAUAGGGCCCAACUUACAACGGCAAUUCAUAAUGAUUGGAAUGAAUUUCAUAAGGUCGCUCCAUGACGUAAAAUCGUCUCUCAGCUUGGCCUUUAUAUAUGUUUAGCAAUAUAGUAUUCUCCAAGCGUCGGCAUCCGUGUGGAUUAAAAACGAAACCGUAUUUGUCCACGUUACGCCAAGAAGAACAAGAAGGAAUCAACAGCUCCUUAGGAAUUCGUUUUGGAGAAGGCAUUUUGAAAUGAUGAUUUGGUUUUACGGUUGUUUUAGUAGCAUGUCUAGAUUAUAUCGUGCACACUCUUUAACUACAUAAUAAACAAACAUUUUGUUUGGAUAUUGUUGAUCUAUGUAUUUGUACAUAGUGCAAUUUGUUUAUUCCCAUAGAAAAAAAAAAUCAAAAACCAUGGAUGUAAAAAUUAAUAUUCCAAAUUUCCCAAACAUCUGUCGAAUAUGCUUUGCUAAAAUAAGUGAAUCGGAACCGGUUUCUUCUAUAACGGAUCAACUGCAGAAUGGCGCUAGUUAUUGGGCAAUGCUUUCCGACCUGUUCUCUCUGGAUCUUGAACAGGAACCAGCCGAGAACAACGACUCAGAAAAUCUUCCUAGAUACAUUUGCAACAAUUGUGCAAAGUAUAUCGACUUCAUACAGGCAUUUCGAUUGGAAACAAUCGCGAAUCAAAAAUUCCUGCACGCAUGGGUUGCUUUCAAAUACCGCGCCGAUGUCGGUCCGUUGACGGAUCUGUUCCACAUUCAAACCGGAUAUCAUGGAAUUAUUCGGAAAACUCUUCAGAAACUUGAGGUGAUUGGGGACGGUGAUGUGUGUCUCGCCGAUUUGAUCAAAGAUUCAGAAAAGAUUAGCCAGGAUGUUGACGUAAAGCUGGAACUUCAGGCUGAGCCGGUAGAAAUCGACGAUCCGUUACUAAAUGCAUUCUUUACUGAACAAGGUAAUGAGGUUAAACAAUGCGAUGAUUAUGAACACCAAAUUUGUGACGAAGCAGUAGGCUGUGCGGAAGACAUUCUGCUGGACAGCCACCAGAGCCAUGAUAACGCGGUAGGCACUGAAUCUCGGAAGACAAAGAAACCAAAGGGUGUUCGAUAUCAGGACAUCGAUGGCGUUCAAGUGCGACUCUGUCCUUUUGAAAACUGCGGGGUGGUGCCAAGAGGCCAAGGAGAGAAACACAAUCGCGAAAGACACCGUGCCUACUGUAAAAUCUGUGGCAUGGUGUUCUUGGACCACGCGCAGGCAAUGCAUCAUGUGGCUAUUCACCAGAGUGAAGAAGACCGCUUGCGGUGUGAGGUUUGUGAUAAACCGUUUUGGCGCGACCUGGACCUUAAGCUGCACCGGAGGGACUUUCAUGGGAUCGACGUCGACAGAUACGAGUGUUCCUAUUGUGAACAGCGGUUCAAAAGACAAACCGAUAUGCAGCAACAUCGUGAGAUCCACACCGUUUGUAAAUUUUGCCCGAAGAACUCGAAAUCAUACAAGACCAUGUUGGUACACACGAGGGAACAACACCGAGACAAGCUAAACUCAUGCCAGUUCUGCCCAGCUACGUUCCUUGGAACCAAAGAGCUAGAGAUGCACGAAAAGAUACACAUAGACGGCAGGCACUGCGUUCAGUUUUCGUUGAACAACUGGGUCCCGGCACAUUGCCAGACUUGCGUGAGAGAUCUGUUCAAUGUGGAAUAUUUGCAGAGUCACAUCGAACAAGUUCACACGCAAGGAUUAGCGGAGAAGGCGCUGAGAAACAGGAACUUUGCAAAGCGCACCAAAGAAGAGUUGGCUAUGCUGGAGUACAAGUUCAAGUGUAGCGAUUGCUCUGCCCGGUUCCGUUUGAAGGCUUCGUUAAGAGGCCACUGGAGGAAGAAUCACGGCGGCGAAAAGUUCAUCUGCGAGCACUGUGGAGCAUGUUUCAAGUCGAAAGGCGAAAUGCAGUUGCACGGGCGAUAUUUACACACUAAGAUCACACCGUUUGAAUGUGACUUUUGUGAUAAGCGUUGUCACACGAAGAACGAUCUGAAAAUUCAUCGGCGAAGUCACACCAACGAAAAGCCCUACAAAUGUUGGUACGAUGGUUGCGACAAGGCGUACAAAACCAGAUCGGCCGUAACAAAGCACUACCGAGUGCACUCAGACGAAAAACGGUACAAAUGCUUGUACGAAGGCUGCGAUAAGGCGUACAAAUGUAGCCAGUUGUUGAAGGUUCACCAUCGGAAGCACACGUUGGAAAAACCGUUCAAAUGUUGGUACUGUGAGCUGUACUUUGAUUCCAAUAACAACCGAAGCAAGCACUCCCAGCGACAUCACGUUGGAUUGCCCAUCGGACGAGAACUGGAAAGACUGAAUCAGCAGAAAAUGAAGGAAGUUGGUUCAAGCGAAUCGCCGAAGAGUUCUACGGGUGCUGGAAAUACUGAGGAGCACGUUGCCGUAAGGAAGGCAGAGACUGAGGAUCCGUGACGGGAAAAUCCACAUGGUACUGGUACACAUUUAUUAAGUUACAUAUUUGCAAUAAAACUGUUAGUUAUUGAA
Messenger RNA from Aedes albopictus (Asian tiger mosquito), 3014 nucleotides. RefSeq names its product zinc finger protein 888. The transcript is spliced from 3 exons. Gene Ontology annotation, cellular component: nucleus; nucleoplasm. Lineage: Eukaryota; Metazoa; Arthropoda; Insecta; Diptera; Culicidae. Gene Ontology annotation, biological process: regulation of transcription by RNA polymerase II. Gene Ontology annotation, molecular function: RNA polymerase II cis-regulatory region sequence-specific DNA binding; zinc ion binding; DNA-binding transcription repressor activity, RNA polymerase II-specific. The coding region runs from base 834 to 2942 and encodes 702 amino acids. The record is from RefSeq and is a predicted model, not a curated record.